UGGGAUCGUUUAAUCGGCCUUGUGCAAUCCGUUUCUCCUUCCUCAACUGGUUUGGUCUGCUCAAAAUGGCGUUCCUCCCGUAGGGGUCGUAUGUGAUCCAUCUGUUACAUUUUCAGUCCUCUGAGCUCUUUUCUUCUCCCCUGUGUCGUCUCACCCUGGCCGCCAUGUUCGCCACCGUCGGCCUGAGGACGGUUCUGAGGUCGUCGUGCUGUCUGCUGCGGGAAAGCUCCGCUCCGUGCUCGGCGGUGUCAGUCAAACCUCUGCUGACUGGACCGUCGGUGAGCCGCGUUGCAGGGAGUUUCACCAUUCCACCACCAGUCAGGCAUUAUGCUCGAGUUGCAAAGAAGAAGAAGACAGGCCCUGAAAGCCAGCUCAGUGAUCUUCCACCAACGUUGCUGAAAUUGGAUUAUGCAGCUGUACCUCUUGCUCAAACAACGGAUGAUGUUGUUAAGCGACUGCUUUCACUGGAGCUGGCGAGUCAUACUGAAAAGCUUCAGCUGAAAAAGGAACAGCUGAUUGCGAAAGUUCAGAGGGAUGAGAGCGAUCGCAGCUCAGUGGAGGUUCAAGUGGCUGCUCUGACUGCAAGAAUUCGGAAUCUUCAGGAGCAUCUGCAAAAACAUCACAAGGACAAGGCGAACAAGAGGCGGAUGCUCAUGGCCAUCGACAAACGGAAAAAGCUUUUGAAAAAUCUCCGGCUGGUUCGAUUUGAUGCCUUCGAGAAAGUGUGUGAGGAGCUAGGCAUCACCUACACCUUUCCCCCGGAGUACUACAGACGGGCCACCCGACGCUGGCUGGCCAAGAAGGAAUUCUGUAUCAAGGUCUUCAAAGCCGUGCAGAAGCAGAAAGCAGAGCAGAAGCUGAAAAUGGCCUCCACUGGAACACAAGUGGCCAAGUCGAGAGCAGCUGAGACCCCAUGAAAGACAAUAAACGCUCUGUUGUUCAUUCUACGUACUUGUCUUGACAAAAAGCUUUACUUUUAUGCUUUUCACAGGUAUACUAUGUGGUUUUAGUUUCAGGUUGUCAGAAGUUGCUGAAAAUGUUUGAACUGAAUGAAAAUAAACUGUCCUGUGCAAAAUGUA
This is a messenger RNA of Salarias fasciatus (jewelled blenny), 1079 nucleotides long. It is a transcript of the gene mrps15, whose product is annotated as mitochondrial ribosomal protein S15. Lineage: Eukaryota; Metazoa; Chordata; Actinopteri; Blenniiformes; Blenniidae. Bases 165 to 917 code for a protein of 250 amino acids. Gene Ontology annotation, biological process: mitochondrial translation. Gene Ontology annotation, cellular component: ribosome; mitochondrial small ribosomal subunit. The record is from RefSeq and is a predicted model, not a curated record. The transcript is spliced from 8 exons. Gene Ontology annotation, molecular function: RNA binding; structural constituent of ribosome.